This is a messenger RNA of Staurois parvus, 1203 nucleotides long. The record is from the annotation of a GenBank genome assembly. Lineage: Eukaryota; Metazoa; Chordata; Amphibia; Anura; Ranidae.
GGUGGAGAGGACGGAAGGAUUAAAGUUUGGAUAAUUCCACAGGGUGGACUUAAGGAGACCUUCAGUGACCCUCACUCAGUUCUUAUUGGCCACAAUGAGCGGAUCUAUACGGUGCGAUUCCACCCCUGUGCCUCGGAUAUCCUUGUCUCCUCUUCUUAUGACAUGACAGUGCGUGUAUGGAACCUGCAGGCCGGAAGAAAUGUGCUGACUCUAGAAGGCCAUAAAGAUCAGAUCUUCUCCCUUGCCUGGAGUCCAGAUGGCAAAUAUUUAGCUACUUGCUGCAAAGAUCAGCGUAUUCGUAUAUACGAUCCUCGGGUUUCCAACUCUCCAAAGCAGGAGGGUGCUGGGCCAGAAGGUGCCCGAGGGGCACGAAUCCUCUGGGUAUGUGAUGGUAAAUAUCUCCUCGUGUCAGGGUUUGACAGCCGAAGUGAACGCCAGCUGACUCUGCAUAAUGCAGAAAACCUGUCACAGGGUCCUAUCACCACCAUCAGUCUGGAUGUGUCACCUUCCACACUUAUCCCGCAUUAUGACCAGGACACCGGCCUCCUGCUGCUCGCUGGCAAGGGUGACACCAGAUCAUUCAUGUAUGAGGUGAUGGCAGAAAGCCCUUACUUCCUGGAAUGUAACAACUUUGUGACCGGUGACCCACACAAGGGUCUACAGUAUUUGCGGAAAACAGACUGUGCUGUGCGGGAAGUGGAGGUUCUGCAUGCUUUGCGUCUUUGCACUAGCUCACUUGAACCUGUAGCUUUCUGUGUUCCACGUGUUAAGAAAGAGUUCUUCCAGGAUGAUGUGUUCCCCCCUACCCGUGUGACCUGGGAACCAGCACUGUCUGCAGCAGAGUGGCUCAGUGGUAAAGACAAGCAGCAGCGUACAGUUAAUCUGUGUCCUGCAGACAUGACUCCAGUCAGCCAGGCUCCUAAAGAAGCCCCAAGCAAGAAGUAUGCCCCCUCUUCUGUCUAUCUCCAGGAGAAGACUGAUGAGCAGAAGAAGGAGGAGCUACUGAAUGCGAUGGUGGCAAAACUAGGCAACCGGGAUGACCCACUGCCCCAGGAUGCCUUUGAAGGGGUAGAUGAGGAUGAAUGGGUGAGUGGAUUUAAUGACCAGACGUGUAGGCUAAAAUGUUAUAGGGACUGGAGUAGAUAUCUCAAUCUACAUGAAUACAUUCAUGACAUAUCCCAAUAUAUAACAUCAUCUGUAUAG